UCGGCGAUAAAUAGGUCUAGCACGCUGCUCAACAAUCAGUAUUAUAGAAGGUACACAGCCCCGCAGUAAGGUGAUUUGCAAUGUUCCGUCUGCUUGCAUUUAUUGGUGCGCUUAGCGUUUGCUUUGCCUAUGCCGCUGCUGCCAACUGUCCCCUGUGCAUAGGAGUGGUAGCCUGCAAUACUAAUCAGACCAUCCCCAAGGUCACCUGCACACCGGCCGUGGUCAAUCAAACGGUACUACAGCUGAAUACGUUCUACAGAAAUACAACCGAAUUCACGGCCUCCUCCAAAGUGUACAGCUGUGUGAAGGUGAACUUUAGGAGUACAGGCUCACAGGUGGACACGUUUGCCGUGCAAGGAUGUACAGCAGGUAGUAAGAGCAUCUGCCGACAGCCGACGAUCGAUUUCAAUGGCAGCUUGAACUGCUCUUCGCAGACCAGCAGCAGCUCAACCAACAACUACAGCCAACGAUCGUCCGCCAGCGUGCUGCUGAGUGUACUGUUCAUUAUAGGUGCUUUUGUGACGGCAAGCUAACCGUACUGCGUGCGACAAUAUACUGGUCCGUCUAGCGCACUACGGCACAACGAAAUAAACCGAUAAUCAGCACACAAGUGGCAAUCAAUCCCAUCGAUGACACCUGCGUGCCCGCCCGUCCAUCGUCGUCGUCGAUGUAGCUCUCGUA
Molecule: messenger RNA, 681 nt
Organism: Anopheles arabiensis
Lineage: Eukaryota; Metazoa; Arthropoda; Insecta; Diptera; Culicidae
Exons: 3
Coding region: 81-533 (150 amino acids)
Source: RefSeq, a predicted model, not a curated record